Messenger RNA from Schistocerca nitens (vagrant locust), 2729 nucleotides. RefSeq names its product transcription factor IIIB 90 kDa subunit (gene Brf). Bases 557 to 2500 code for a protein of 647 amino acids. Lineage: Eukaryota; Metazoa; Arthropoda; Insecta; Orthoptera; Acrididae. Gene Ontology annotation, molecular function: TBP-class protein binding; RNA polymerase III type 3 promoter sequence-specific DNA binding; RNA polymerase III general transcription initiation factor activity. Gene Ontology annotation, biological process: DNA-templated transcription initiation; transcription preinitiation complex assembly; transcription by RNA polymerase III. The transcript is spliced from 14 exons. The record is from RefSeq and is a predicted model, not a curated record. Gene Ontology annotation, cellular component: transcription preinitiation complex; transcription factor TFIIIB complex; nucleus.
UAUGCGUGCUCCAAGAGCGUGAAAAAGUGUAUGUGGUUUGGAAGCGGAACUGUGGCUAGCGUAUAACCUUAAAGAAAUUCAUUAAAUAUGUUACAAAAAUGUUUCAGAUCCUCCUAGUAAUUUUCCUUAUAGUAAAGAAUGUCAAUGAUGCUAUCAGGGAGGGUGGCAACUGUACGGGAUGAUGAUAUAUGGUGUAAACAAGUAUCUUACCUAGAAAAGGAUGGAAUGUGUACGUUUUUUUGAAACCUAACUGUCACCCACAGCGUUUUAUGUAUAGUCAUACAUUAAGACGAAGUGCCACUAGAGUGCUAUUCGCUUUAGUCCAUACUUUGUAAAAGGAUAAUAGCGGACUGCUUUCUGUCCGUUUCACACAUAGUUGUUGUUCAGAAAAAUAAAUGAACAGUUAUACAAUACUUUCUCAGCUGACGUAAAUUGAGCUGAAGUGUCUUCUUUUUAGUUUAUUCGUUCACAACACGCCUUUUCGCUCCAACAAGGAAGUGGUCAUAAGCAGUAGGGGCAUACUAUCUGUUGUUCAGAAAAACGGACAUAAUUCAGUAUGUCGAGCAACAAGUGCAAAAAUUGUGGUGGUACAGACAUAGAUGUCGACCCAGCCCGUGGUGAUGCUGUAUGCACCAGCUGUGGUUCUGUGCUGGAGCAUAGUAUAAUUGUGUCAGAAAUACAGUUUGAAGAUAAUGCACAAGGAGGAAGAGGGACAAUAGGACAGUUCGUGUCAUCUGAUUCAAAAGGUGGAGCCAGAAACUUUGGAGGGGCUUUUCAUGCUGGCUUCGGGAAGGAAUCAAGAGAGAUCACACUACGCAAUGCUAAGCGAGCUGUUACUAACCUAGCCCAGCAGCUAAGGUUAAACCAGCACUGCAUUGACACAGCAUACAAUUUUUACAAGAUGGCACUGACAAGGCAGUUAACAAAAGGAAGAAAAAAUACUCAUGUUGUAGCGGCUUGUGUUUACAUGACUUGCAGAGUUGAAGGAACAGCACAUAUGUUGAUUGAUUUCAGUGAUGUGCUUCAAAUUUGUGUGUAUGAAUUGGGACGUACAUACCUCCGAUUGUCACAAGCUUUGUGUAUCAACAUUCCAUCGAUGGACCCUUGUUUAUACAUUCUAAGAUUUGCAAAUAGACUAGAAUUUGGAGAUAAGACUCAUGAAGUUUCCAUGACUGCAUUGCGUCUAGUGCAGCGAAUGAAACGAGACAGCAUCCAUACUGGAAGAAGACCUUCUGGCCUAUGUGGUGCAGCUUUGUUGAUUGCUGCCCGACUACAUGAGUUCAGUCGCACAGUCUCUGAUAUAAUUAAAAUAGUAAAAGUUCAUGAAUCAACAUUGAAAAAAAGACUAAUAGAGUUCGGUGAAACACCUUCAAGUGCGCUGACUCUUGAAGAAUUUAUGACAAUUGAUUUAGAAGAGGAACAAGAUCCACCAUCAUUUAAGGCAGCUCGGAAGAAAGAUAAAGAAAGAUUAAAGAUGUUGGAGGAAGAGGGUGUAGAAAAAGACUUUACAGAACUGCAGCGGGAGAUUGAAAAACUUCUUGAUGAAAGAAAUAACAAGAAGCGGAAAAGAAAAGUUAUAAUAGAUGCAGGUCCAAAUUCUGAUAAUGAAUGUGAAGAGGCUGAAAAUUUUAUUGUGGAAUCAACACUGGGAACAAUUGAGGGCUGUAUUACAGAUGAUGUCAACUGCUCAUCCAAUAGCAGCAAUGUUGUAGGAUUAGGACCAGACAUUGCCAGCAUGGGCUUAACAGGAUCUGUUGAUGAUCAUACACAGAAAGAGGCAGAAGAGGAAAAUGCUGAGUUAGAUCUCGAUGGAAUAGAUGAUGCUGAAAUCGACUCGUAUAUUAUGUCAGAAAAAGAAACUAAAUAUAAAGAUGAUCUCUGGAUGAAAAUUAAUGCUGCUUAUCUUGAGAAACAGAAAGAAAAAGCUGAAAAGUUGGCAAAGGAAAAAGAAGAAGGGAAGCCAGAAAAGAAGAAGAGAAGAUGCGGAAAUAGGAAAAUUAGAAUCCCACCUUCAAGUUCUGCAGGAGAAGCAAUUGAAAAAAUGCUGCAAGAGAAAAAAAUAUCAUUAAAAAUUAAUUAUGAUGUCUUAAAAAGCCUAAAUGCAAAAGAUGAAGGACAGCCUGAGAAGACGUCUGAAUCAACAACAGCUGGCUCAGCCAGCUCAUCGCAGCUAGUAAAAUCUCUGCCUGCAAGGGAACUCACGAGUAAUAAAACACUCCAUAGUAAAGUUGUUGAGAAAGCAAAUGAGCUUCCAGUUGAAGUAAUUGAGGAUAAAGAUGAAGAUGUCACACCGGUUCCAGGUAGUGCAGAACAGUCAUCAACUACACUACAGACAACCGACACAGUUGAUGUCCAGGAUAUUGAAAUGGAUGAAGCGGAAGAUUUUGAAGAUGAACCUGAGCCUGAACCUGAGAAUAGUGAAAUAUCUUUGGCACAGAUGCUCAACCAUCAUAGGGAUGAUGAUGAAUAUUAUGGAGCUGAUGAUUAUGAUGAAUACUGAGUGCAUGACAGUCUGUGAACCUGUCCUACAUGUUCAUCAAAAGGAGAUUGCAUGUCAUGGAUUUAAGGUAUUAAAAAGACAUAUGAAGAAAAUAAUGUAUAAAUAUGCUCAUUCCAAAAUAUUUUAUUUGUAUCAUUUUUUAUUUAUUUCAUAUGCCAUAUAUGAACUGAAAUACGAAUCAUGUUUUGUAAUACUUUGAUAAUUCACUCCACUGUGAAGCAAUGGAAUA